Messenger RNA from Aspergillus caelatus, 1340 nucleotides. RefSeq names its product alcohol dehydrogenase family protein. Lineage: Eukaryota; Fungi; Ascomycota; Eurotiomycetes; Eurotiales; Aspergillaceae. The transcript has 5 exons. The record is from RefSeq and is a predicted model, not a curated record. Gene Ontology annotation, molecular function: zinc ion binding; oxidoreductase activity. Bases 83 to 1144 code for a protein of 353 amino acids.
UCGAGAGGAGUAAGUAGUUCAUCUCACAUUAGACUCCCAACUUUCAACACCACAUCUCUAGUACCACACAACGAACCACAAAAUGUCCACCAUGCAGGCUGUAGUCUUCCAAGGUCCUCUCAAGGUCGCUCUAGAGCAGCGGCCCGUCCCACAGAUCCAGGAACCCACCGACGUUAUCGUCAAAGUACGCUAUACGGCGCUAUGCGGAAGUGAGCUCCAUGUUUUCCGCGGCCACCAACCGUCCGGCACGGGUUUUGUAAUGGGUCAUGAAUUCACCGGCGAAAUCGUCGAAGUCGGCUCCGCGGUCCGCGGCUUUAAAGUCGGCGACCUCGUCGUCUCCCCGUUCACCGUCAACUGCGGCGAAUGCUUCUACUGUGCCCGGAAAUGCUCCUCGCGCUGCGCAAAAGGCAAGCUCUACGGCUCGGUGAUGCUGGAUGGCGGACAGGCUGAUUACGCGCGCGUUCCGUCCGCGGAUUCAACCCUCGUCGCGGCCCCCGCGGCCGUAGAUGAGAAGAAACUCGUCUUGAUGGCGGAUAUCCUUCCAACAGGGUUCUUCGCCGCCAGGAAUGCGUUCAAGGGGAUGGAUCAGGCGACGAUUGAAGAAAGCACGGUCUUGUUAUUUGGUUGUGGACCUGUGGGACUUUGUGCGUUGAUCAGUGCGCUGGAUUAUCGGCCUAAGCAUUUGAUUGCUGUUGAUAGUGUCCCGUCACGGCUGGAGUUGGCGAAGAGUUUGGGGGCCGAGCCGUGGAACUUCCAGACUGAUGCGGAGGGUCUGAAGCAGCGCGUGAAGGAUCUUACCGAGGGUCGAGGGGCAGAUGUUGCCAUUGAAGUCGUUGGGCAUAGUGAUGCUUUGCGUAUGGCAUUUGACAACUUGAGGCCGUGGGGUCGCAUCUCGAGCAUUGGGGUUCAUAAUGGGGAGAUUCCCUGGACUGGCAAUGAGGCGUACGGGAAGAAUCUGCAGAUUCAGAUGGGACGGUGUCCUGUUCGCAGUAUCUUUGAGGAUGCUUUGGAGUUUCUGAUUCGAAAGCAGGACUCUUUGAGCUUCAUGGUUGGUGAUAUUCGGCCUUUGUCGCAGGCGAUUCAGGCAUAUGAUGAUUUCAACCAGAUGAAAUCGCAGAAGAUCAUUUUUGAAGCGGGAAAAUAGAACCCCUGAAAGUUAAGUCCGAAAGGCCAUGGGCUAGCUAUGCUGUUUGGCUGAAUAGCCUAUAUGCAAAGAUGUCCUGUUUACGAAAUGAUUGUUGUAAUAAUGCAAUGAACUUGAUAACUGGGCAGGUCUUCUGUCCAGUUCUAAGAAUAGCGUGACAGAUAAACAACGGUAGAUUUAUAAAGCAACGAAGACG